Phanerochaete carnosa HHB-10118-sp is the source of this 237-nucleotide messenger RNA. RefSeq lists its product as uncharacterized. The record is from RefSeq and is a predicted model, not a curated record. The coding region runs from base 1 to 237 and encodes 78 amino acids. Lineage: Eukaryota; Fungi; Basidiomycota; Agaricomycetes; Polyporales; Phanerochaetaceae. Gene Ontology annotation, molecular function: iron ion binding; monooxygenase activity; oxidoreductase activity, acting on paired donors, with incorporation or reduction of molecular oxygen. The transcript has 4 exons.
AUGAUCAUCCUCAUCCCUUCGCCGCGUGACCCAUGCGUGUGGGACGAGGACGUGCAGGAGUUCCGGCCCGAUCGGAUGCUCAACGUCAGAGUCGAGAAGUUCCCGGUGCCCCGACGGGUGGCAGUCAUUCUGAUUCGGCACGGCCAAUUUUUCGCGUGGCAGGAGGCCCAAGUCACGCUUGUCUACCUGAUACAGCGCUUCACGUUCUCCAUGCGUGAUCUGGCGUACGGCCUGUAG